Prunus armeniaca (apricot) is the source of this 321-nucleotide messenger RNA. The record is from the annotation of a GenBank genome assembly. Lineage: Eukaryota; Viridiplantae; Streptophyta; Magnoliopsida; Rosales; Rosaceae.
AUGAGGGAAAGAGGGAGAGAGGAGGGAGGAAGAGGAGGGAGAGAGAGGCAAAGAGUGGGUCUGGAUGGAGGCGCUGGCAUAGGGAGAACGGAGGUAGUGGUGGAGGAGGUGAGUGGUAGUGGUGGUGGUGGUGGUGGCGAUGGCAGUGACAGUGAUGGUGUUGAUAUUGGCAGUGGUUAUGGUGGUGGUGACAGUGGGGCUGAUAGUGGGUGUGGUAGUGGUGGUGGAGAUAGGGGUAAGGGUGGUGACUAUGGUGGUGGAGGUGGUGGCGGUGAUGGUGCGGGCAGUGUAGGUGAUGGUGGUGGUGGGGGCUGGCGGUGA